Molecule: messenger RNA, 1060 nt
Organism: Tilletiaria anomala UBC 951
Lineage: Eukaryota; Fungi; Basidiomycota; Exobasidiomycetes; Georgefischeriales; Tilletiariaceae
Product: 2-methylcitrate dehydratase PrpD
Exons: 1
Coding region: 153-974 (273 amino acids)
Cellular component (GO): mitochondrion
Molecular function (GO): lyase activity
Source: RefSeq, a predicted model, not a curated record
CCGCCGAGUGGGGCCACCCGUCGGACAACAUUGGCGCAAUCCUUUCCGUCGCUGACUGGUUGUCGCGCACCAACGCCGCCGAGGGCAAGGCUGCGCUGACGGUGCGCGACGUGCUAACCGCCGCGAUCAAAGCGCACGAGAUCCAGGGCUGCAUGGCGCUGGAGAACUCGUUCAACCGCGUCGGCCUUGACCACGUCAUCCUCGUCAAGCUCGCUUCGGCUGCAGUCGUGUCGAAGAUGCUCGGCAACACACGCGAGCAAACCGUCGACGUCGUCUCACAGGUUUUUGUCGACGGCGCCGCGCUGCGCACCUACCGCCACGCACCCAACGCUGGCUCACGAAAGUCGUGGGCCGCCGGUGAUGCUUGCAGCCGCGCGGUCAACCUCGCGCUGGUCGUCAAGAACGGCGAGAUGGGCUACAACUCGGUGCUGAGCGCCAAGACGUGGGGCUUCUACGACGUCGAGUUCAAGGGCCAACCGUUCAAGUUCCAGCGGCCGUACGGCUCGUACGUCAUGGAGAACGUGCUGUUCAAGCUGCGCGCCGCCGAGUUCCACGCGCAGUCGGCCGUUGAGGCGAGCAUCCAGCUGUCCAAGGAGAUGAAGCAAGCCGGCAAGACGUCCGAUGACAUUAAGGCCAUCCGGCUCGGCACACAGGAGGCCGGCGUCCGCAUCAUCUCCAAGGCGGGCAAGCUGAACAACUACGCGGAUCGCGACCACUCACUGCAGUACAUGGUCGCUGUCCCGCUCAUCCACGGAGACCUCGAGCCACACAUGUACACGGACGACUUUGCGCAGGACCCGCGCAUCGACCGCCUGCGCAGCCUCAUGGUCGUUGAGGAGGACGCGCGCUUCACCCGAGAGUACCUCGAGCCCGAGAAGCGCGCUAUCGGCAACAGCGUCCAGAUCACGUUCCUUGACGGCACGACCAUCGCUCGCUCGCUUGACUACGUGAGUGCCCCGUACUGUGCUCUGUGAUACCCUUCGUUGCCACGUGCAAACACGCUUUCCACGAGCAGAACCCAAGAUCGGAGCUACUGCUGACCCUGCUGCUAUUGCCUUUU